Paramuricea clavata is the source of this 1389-nucleotide messenger RNA. NCBI's taxonomy places the organism in Eukaryota, Metazoa, Cnidaria, Anthozoa, Malacalcyonacea, Plexauridae. The record is from the annotation of a GenBank genome assembly.
AUGAAAACAAAGGGUUCUGCGGGUCCGUCCGGAAUGGAUGCGGAGCUGUAUCGAAGAAUCCUUUGCUCCAAGAACUUCAAGACUGAGGGCAAGAUCUUGAGAGAAGAAUUAGCAAUUCUCACCAGAAAUCUAUUGAAGACGAGUUACCAUCCAUCCCUACUUGAAGGUUACACCUCCUGCAGACUCAUCCCACUAGACAAGAAUCCGGGAAUUCGACCAAUCGGAGUAGGCGAGGUUUUGAGGCGUAUUAUUGGUAAAACAGUUACCACCUUCCUAAAGGAGGAAAUCCAGGAAGCAGCAGGCCCCCUUCAAGUUAGCGCUGGACACAGUGCAGGGGCCGAGGCUGCCAUACACGCCAUGAGCCAAGUUUUUGCACAGGAGGGGACAGAUGGGAUAUUACUGAUUGAUGCCAGCAAUGCAUUCAACCGAAUGAACAGGUCUGUAGCUAUGCACAACAUUCGCAUAAUCUGUAAAGAAAUGUCUAUAUAUAUUAUAAAUUCGUAUAGGGGUCCAUCCAGGCUAUUUAUAUCCGGCGGUGGCGAGAUAUUGUCACAAGAGGGAACCACACAAGGUGAUCCCCUGGCUAUGCCCUGGUAUUCGGUUACUACAUCCAGCAUGAUCCAGAGCUUGAGGAUACAAACCCCAGAAGUUAAGCAGGUAUGGUUGGCUGAUGACUCAGCUGGGGGAGGAAAGCUGGUGCCAUUGUAUGAUUGGUACAAGCAGUUGACUCUCGAACGAACGAAGUAUGGCUAUUUCGUCAAUGGAUCAAAAAGUUGGUUGAUUGUCAAGUCGGAGCUCUUAGCAGAGGAAGCUAAGAAGGUGUUUGGGGAGGAAGUGAAUGUUACAACAGAAGGUCAUAGCCACCUUGGAGCCGUUAUUGGAUCCAAAGAUUACAAAGACCAGUACUGUGGUGAUAAAGUCCUCAAAUGGAAGAAAGAAAUUGAAGCACUCUCUGAAAUUGCGAAGAAUCAACCCCAUGCAUCAUAUAUUGCCUUUACAAAGAGUUACAAAUCUAAAUUUACAUACUUCAUGCGGACAAUUGAAUCGUUUGAAGAAUAUGUAGAUCCAAUCCAUGAAGCGAUUGAUGAUUUGUUUCUUCCAACACUCUUUGGGCAAGUAGAACCGCUCCCCGGUGAGCUACGUCAGCUUUUCACGUUGACACCAGCGCAAGGCGGCCUUGGUAUACCAGACUUGAGAAUAGAUGCCCCACAGCAGUAUGCUGCAUCAACAUCUAUAAUGUCAUCGUCACACAAAGGCCCUUCAAGACGAAAGGCGACGUAUCCACAGAAGAUCGUAAAAUUUACCACCAGUCACUUAAAACGGCUUCCGUCAAAGCAAGAAUGGAAACUAUUGACUCUUCUCUGUCUAAUGAGCUCAUGCGUUUGGUAA